AUGUCGCAACAAUCAGCCUUUCCACCGGGCUCCCCAGGGGCAAAGCCCAUGAGUCCCCCACCUGGCCCACCCUACCCUCCUCCUAUCGCAGCUAUGGGAGGUCGGCCGUCAAUCACAGCAGAUGUUCCCAUCACUGCAGUUUUUCUCGCGAUCUUUGUAACCGGCGCAGUGUGCCACAUGACCCGAUUUCGAAUAAAUAUGGCACGCGGCCAUAAAUUCAUCCCCUCAGCCGUUACAUUCGGUUUCUGCAUGGCCAGAAUCACCGCCUGCGUUCUCCGAAUCGUAUGGGCGAAUCGCCUCACCAACGCGCAGAUCGCAAUCGCCGCGCAGGUCUUCAUCGCCGCCGGUGUUAUCCUCCUUUUUAUCCUCAACCUCCUCUACACACAGCGCAUCUUCCGCGCCACCCAUCCGCGGAUAGGCUGGUCACGAGCUUUCUCCUAUGCCUUCAAGGCGCUUUAUGUCCUGAUCGUCUUGACCCUCAUCAUGGUUAUCACUGCCGCGGUCCAAAGCUUUUACACCCUAGACAAGGACAUUCUAUUGAUCGACCGCAAUCUCCGGUGGUGGGGCAUGUCCUAUUUCACCUUCUUCUCUUUCCUCCCAAUCCCAUUGCUCGCCUUCAUCGUGCUAGCCCCGCGCCGCGAACCAACCGAGCAGUUCGGACAAGGGAGUCUCAGGGCAAAAAUCCUCGUUGCUGGUACCGCCUCCGUGUUGCUCUGCCUCGGGGCGUCAUUCCGUGCUGGAACGUCCUUCAUGCCUCCACGCAUGGCCAACAACCCAGCGUGGUAUCACCACAAGGCGUGCUUUUACAUCUUCAAUUUCGGUAUCGAAGCGACGGUGGUGUUUCUCUAUUUCUUUUCGCGGGUGGAUUUGAGAUUCCACGUUCCCAACGGCAGCUCGAAGGUGCGAACUUACACGGUCAAAAAUACCAAUAAUAACGAAAAGGAUGACAGCUCGGCUAUAAAUGAUACUGAAGCUGCAGUGUCUGCCGAGCCCGCUUCCUGA
Histoplasma capsulatum G186AR is the source of this 1002-nucleotide messenger RNA. RefSeq lists its product as uncharacterized. The record is from RefSeq and is a predicted model, not a curated record. The transcript is spliced from 2 exons. Bases 1 to 1002 code for a protein of 333 amino acids. NCBI's taxonomy places the organism in Eukaryota, Fungi, Ascomycota, Eurotiomycetes, Onygenales, Ajellomycetaceae.